Olea europaea var. sylvestris is the source of this 855-nucleotide messenger RNA. RefSeq lists its product as uncharacterized. NCBI's taxonomy places the organism in Eukaryota, Viridiplantae, Streptophyta, Magnoliopsida, Lamiales, Oleaceae. The transcript has a single exon. The coding region runs from base 1 to 855 and encodes 284 amino acids. The record is from RefSeq and is a predicted model, not a curated record.
AUGGUCACAGAUAAUGCUUAUCGUAACAGUGAGCUUUAUACGUUGCAGGAUGUGGCCACAGAAAUUUGCGAAGCAUCAAGUAAACAUUUAGGUCACAUUUGUGACAAUGAAGUCACGAUUGUUUCUAUAGCAGAUGCUAUUCAGGUUGAAGAAGGCAGGAUUUUCCGUGAUAAGGAUAUUUUAAAAUUGAGCCUAUCGUUUUUUGCCAUACGAAACAUGUUUGAGUUUAUGGUUGAACGAUCCGACAAGAAAGAAUAUGUGGUGAGGUGUUCUCAUGAAGGAUGUACUUGGAUAUGCCGAUCAAAAUGGGGUAAAACGAAUCUAUUUAAGAUUCGAAAGAUUGGUAGUCACACAUGUGCAUCAAAUGUGGUGUUGGGGUCACAUAGACAAGUAUCGGCUGCAGUUGUGUCAUCUAGCAUCAAGUACAAGUACACAUCGGCUGGCACCAUAUACACACCAAAGGACAUAUGCAGUGAUAUGCUACAUACGUUUGGAGUAUAUUUGAAUUACUCAAAAGCUUGGAGGUCCCGUGAACAAACAUUGAAGAUGAUUGGGGGUGAUCCGACGGAAUCAUUCGGUAGGAUACCAAGCUUCUUCUACAUGGUUCGACAAAGAAAUCCUGGUACGGUCACAGAGUUGGAGGUUGAUAGUCACAAUAGGUUCAAGUACUGUUUUAUGGCACUCAGUGCAUCAAUACAGGGGUGGCAACAUUGUAGGCCCGUAAUUGUCGUUGACGGUAUUUAUUUGAAUGGUCAUUACGGAGGUACCAUAUUCACAGCAUGUACACAGGAUGCAAAUAAUGGCAUAUUUGUUCUUGCCUUUGGAGUAGGGUAUAAUGAGAACGACAAAUCGUAG